Molecule: messenger RNA, 996 nt
Organism: Cylindrotheca closterium
Lineage: Eukaryota; Bacillariophyta; Bacillariophyceae; Bacillariales; Bacillariaceae
Source: the annotation of a GenBank genome assembly
AUGAUGUUCGAUUCUGACGACGAGGAUGACGAAUUUAUGCGCAAUUUUGGUAUACUCAUCAACCCAGAGACGCUGCAAGAUGGCGACUUUGAGGGGACUGAAGAAGCUGCAGAUGACCUUGAUGCCCAAGAUUACACCAAUAUGGAGAUUGGUUUACGACAAGGCGCAGAAGGCAAACUCCAAAGGGUAAAGGUGAAACGACGGAUAGUGGAUGAAAAUGGAAGACCAAUUGGCGUCGCUAGCUCCAACCAAUUGCUCGACACAAGACAAUAUGAAGUGGACUAUGCAGAUGGCGGUACUGAAAUAUUCGCAGCCAAUAUACUUGCUGAGAAUUUACUUGCACAAGUUGACGAACACGGACAUAAGCACCGACUGAUGGAGGAGAUUUCGGACCACCGUAAAACCGCUAAGGCAAUCACAAAAAGUGCAGGAUCGAUGCUCCUCCCUAGUGGACGGACUCGAAAGCGCCAAACAACUGCUGGUUGGGAACUUCAUGUGAUCUGGAAGAAUGGGUCAUCCAAUUGGGUAACCCUAAAAGACAUGAAAGAAUCCUUUCCCCUUGAGGUUGCAGAUUAUGCCAAGUUAAAGGCUAUUGAAGAUGAACCAGCAUUUGCAUGGUUGGUCCCACAUGUACACAAAAAGCGUGAUCGUUUUAUAAGUAAGGUAAAAUCAAAAUAUUGGGAGGAGGCUAUUCAAAUUGAUCGAGAAAAUGGGGACACCUUGUGGCAAGAUGCCAUCAAAAUGGAAAGGAAGAACAAUCGAGUUGCCCUUGAGGAAUUUGGCAGGGACAUCAAAAAGCUAAUUGGAUACAAACGCAUCGCUGGUCACAUGGUAUUUGAUGUCAAACUUGGUGAAAACUUCCGACAAAAAGCUCGAUAUUGUGCUGAUGGACACAAAGCGGAGGCGCCAGCAGUACUGCCAUACAGCACUGUGGUAGCCCAAGAUUCUGUACGAAUAUUACACACCAUUGCAGCAUUGAAUGGUUUGGAUGUCUAG